Molecule: messenger RNA, 879 nt
Organism: Penicillium pulvis
Lineage: Eukaryota; Fungi; Ascomycota; Eurotiomycetes; Eurotiales; Aspergillaceae
Product: deoxyribonuclease NucA/NucB-domain-containing protein
Exons: 3
Coding region: 1-879 (292 amino acids)
Source: RefSeq, a predicted model, not a curated record
AUGCGCGCUCUUACACUGAUCGUCUUUGUCCCAUUCACCCUCGGGCAGUUUGAUAUUCUACACCUAGAUCGUAUCAAUCACCCAGGGCCUUGCAACAAUGACUGCUACGCGGCGUAUGUCGCUAAGAAGCCGAUAGUAUGGAAGAACUGCCUGCCUCAGGGGAAGAUGUUGGUGCUGACUUCUGUUGUCAGACCCUCAACUACAAUGGGCCCAAUGGCCAGUCCGACUCCCGCCAACGCACGGCUGAGCUCUGAUGAGAACACUUGUGAUGAAUAUCCUUAUGCGUCUACUGUCGAGGGCGGCUCCGGAUCAGUCCUUCUAUGCACUAGCGAUGAUGAGAACAGCGCAGAGGGCUCGGACUUAAUUGCAUUCUGCAAUUCUGUCUGCGGCUUUGAACCCAGCACUUUCGAAGUUACCUUCGGAACCCCCGGUGGAGGUAGCACUCCCUAUUGUCUUGAUGGUGGUGGCGCAAACGAUGGUUACCAGUACCAGUGCCAGGGCAACGGAACUUAUCAGCUUUAUAUUAGAGGUGGGCGCAUACCGGGUCUCAGUAGCUCAAAUCAUCGUCAACGCCAAUUGCAGACUCAAACGUUACCAACGAAGGCGGAUGGGGGCUACGUCAGCCUUACCCAGCUCACUACUUCGCUCCUCAUCUCCGUCGCGAGUUCCUCUGGGGGGGAUGGCAGCCGCACCAUGCUCUCGACGCGCGAUCAGACGAGCUCUUACCAAAAUGCAACUUUCCACACUGUGCGCAAUGGCAUAGUGAUCAAGCAUCGUGCGGUCAAGGAGUUGCUCGGUUCGGAGAAAAGUCCCGAGUUGCAGCACCCGGCAUUGCGGGCCUCUAUCCGCAUCGUAGGCUCUCACAUAUUGGACAGGUAG